Molecule: messenger RNA, 4811 nt
Organism: Cuscuta campestris
Lineage: Eukaryota; Viridiplantae; Streptophyta; Magnoliopsida; Solanales; Convolvulaceae
Source: the annotation of a GenBank genome assembly
CGCCAUCUCCAGUUUUGUCUGCUUCUUCAUCUUCCCGCGUCAUAAAGAAUUCUCAGACAAAAAACACCGUCUUGUUUCAUAUUUAUCCGGAUACGAAACACAAUUAGCAUAUGUUUUUAUCAUCAAUGGGUUUUCGGUUGAUCAAAGUUCUAAAUCUGGAACGCGGCUCUAGAGAGUUUAACCCUAAUUUUUCGAGGAUACGUGUGAAACACCACUCGGCAGAGCCUUUUUCACUUUAAAGUUUUGGCAUGAAGAAUUGCAAAGCAAACUGCAUUAUUAGUUACUACAUAUAGAUGGUUCCUCAAAUAGAGUGACAAAUGGUACUCAGGAGGUCGCACUUGAAGAGGGUAUCAGCCGUGGACAUUUGAGGAUGGCUGUUAUGGAGAAGGAUGAUGAGGAUGCGAUUUGCAGAAGAACUAGAGCAAGGUAUUCACUUGCUGGCUUUACACUUGAUGAACUAGAGACAUUCCUUCAGGAAACAGAUGACGAGGAUGAUGUUCAGAAUGUUGAUGAUGAAGAAGAGUACAAAAAAUUUCUAGCUGCAGUGUUACAGGGUGUAGAGGGAAACUCAGCAAAUGCGCAAGACCAUGAGAAUGUGGAUGAUGAAGACGAAGACAAUGAUGCUGAUUUUGAGCUUGAAAUCGAAGAGGCAUUAGAGAGUGACCUUGAUGAAAACCUGAAGGACGAUAUUGGGGAGGGUAAGGCUAUUGAGCAGCGGCCAAAGACUAGGCUUAGUAGGCGCCAAAAAUAUUCUGUUGAGCAUAAGAAGGCUUCUGGAGAAUCAACUAGGCAAUUGCGCCCUCUUUUGCCAUACUCACCCAUUGCUAUGUACUCUGCAUUUACAGGGAAAGGUUGGGUGCCCAGGGCCGCACCAAUCUGUAUCAGCUCUCCCAAUGGACUUAUAAAUGGAUUUACUCCGUAUCAGAUAGGACAGCUUCACUCCUUAAUACAUGAGCAUGUUCAACUUCUUAUCCAGACAUUUUCUCUUUGUGUUCUUGACCCUGUAAAACAAUACAUUGCUCCUGAUGUUCAUAAAUUGAUAUCUGAAUUACUAUGUAAGCGAGAUCAAAUGUUAGCACAGGGAAGGGCACCAUACCCCCAAGUGUGCUUCAUACCAAAACAUAUUCAUUCAUCAAUGGAUGGUAGUGCUCCUGAUAUUUUGCCAAGGCGUAAUAUCAAUGGAUUGUCUUCAGCCUCUGAUAUGCAGGGAGAUUGCUCUGCUGCAUUAAAUGGGGUUCAGCCUUCUAAUUGUACAUCUCCUUCAACAGGACGGUUAGUGUAUGCCUCAACCGAGCAGGAUGAAUGCUUGCGAUCUGCCGAAGGCUCCUCCUGGAUGCCUUACGUUGGUGAUAAAACAGUUACUGUUCUUGAUGUGGCUCCUCUCAAGUUGGUUAGAAAAUUCCUAGAUGAUGUGUCCGUUGCACAAGAAUGCCAGAGGCGACAACUAGGAGCUACUUGUGAUGUUUCUGCUGAAAAAGUUCCCCUCUUUCCUGCGUGUGACACUCAGCUGUCUGCUGAAGCAGACCAUCCUGCUCUGCUACCUUCACCCAUAUCUAAAAAGACACUGGCUGCUUCACUAGUUGAAAGGGCAAAAAAACAAUCAAUUGCACUUGUUCCGAAGGAGAUUGCUAAGUUGGCCAAGCAAUUCUAUCCGUUAUUUAAUCCGGUCCUGUAUCCUCAUAAGCCACCUCCAGCAGCUGUGGUGAAUCGGGUACUCUUCACAGAUGCUGAGGAUAAAUUGUUGGCUUUGGGAGUCAGGGAGUACAAUACAGACUGGAAGGCUAUUCAACAGCAAUUUCUCCCUUGCAAAUCUAAGCAUCAGAUUUUUGUCAGGCAGAAGAACCGUUCAUCAUCUAAAGCCCCUGAAAAUCCAAUAAAGGCUGCCCGGAGAUUAAAGAAUUCCCCAUUGACUUCAGAAGAGAUUGCGCGGAUUGAGGAAGGUUUGAGAGUAUUUAAACUUGACUGGAUGUCAGUGUGGAAGUUUUUUGUUCCGUAUAGAGAUCCUUCUUUACUACCUCGGCAAUGGCGUAUUGCUACUGGAACUCAGAAGUCAUAUAGAUCAAAUGCAGAUAAAAAGGAACGGCGGCGUCUAUAUGAAUCACAAAAAAGAAAGUGCAAGGCUGCAGCUUUGGAAAAUUUGCACCCAUCAUCUGAAAAACUGGACACUGGCUCUGCUGAUAAUUUUGGAGAAAAGUACAGUGCGGAUGAUUGUACUGAUAAAGAUGGUGAAGCUUAUGUCCAUGAGGCAUUUUUGGCAGAUUCGAGGGCUGGUCUUCCAAUCAUCUCAUCAGAAGCCCCUCUUCCUGAUAUAGUGGAUGAAAGUUGCCCUCAUCCACCAAAAGUGGAUGGUUCUCGAGUUGGAGAGAAAAUAAACGAACUUGGCUGUAGUGACCAUCAACCCCAAAUCAACAGCUCAUCCCGCACUGAGGUGCUGUAUAUGCGACCAUAUCGAGCUCGAAAAAGUAGUACCACUCGCAUGGUAAAAUUAUCCCCAGGGCUUCCUCCUGUUAGUCUUCCACCUACUGCUCGCGUUAUGUCAUGCUCGGCAUUAAAAACCAACCAAAGUGUUUUAGCACAAACAAGGUUUUCUUCUGCGGCUAAAGUUGCUAAUUCUACAAAAGAAGUCCUUAAUAACACCACUGAAAGCGGUAGUACAAAUCACAAGGAGUCUGAAGUCCUCAGGGAUAGAUGUGUGGCUGAAGAAAAGGCCUGUCCAGAUCUUCAGAUGCAUCCGCUGCUUUUUCGGGCUCCCGAAGACUGUAAUUUACUGCAUCAAGGAAAUUCUGGCCCUGAUGCAAAUAGUUCAUUCACUCUUUUUCCAGGCAGCCCACCCCAGCUAAACCUAAGUCUAUAUCGCCAUACAAACCAUGCUCUCAAUGUUUUAAACAAGGCUUUGAAGCCUAAUGGUAAAGCUUCUACAUCAUCUGGUCUAUGCUUUCAUCCACUUCUUCAGAGAACCACUGAUGAAAAUUCUGUUGCCCAACCCUCUGCUAGUUCAGAUUUACCAAGGGAAAUGUUUACUCAACCUAUUCCAAAUUAUAGUGAACGAACUGAGAUUGAGAUGCACCCGACUCUUAUGCCAAGAAAAGAGAAAGCUUUAGAAAAACGUGUUUCAAGAUCNCCCACCCCAGCUAAACCUAAGUCUAUAUCGCCAUACAAACCAUGCUCUCAAUGUUUUAAACAAGGCUUUGAAGCCUAAUGGUAAAGCUUCUACAUCAUCUGGUCUAUGCUUUCAUCCACUUCUUCAGAGAACCACUGAUGAAAAUUCUGUUGCCCAACCCUCUGCUAGUUCAGAUUUACCAAGGGAAAUGUUUACUCAACCUAUUCCAAAUUAUAGUGAACGAACUGAGAUUGAGAUGCACCCGACUCUUAUGCCAAGAAAAGAGAAAGCUUUAGAAAAACGUGUUUCAAGAUCAUCACAAAUUAUUUCCGAUUCUGAGCUGAUGUCUCAAAGUACAUUUAAGAGACCUAGUACUGAUAUUGAUCCAAGUGCUCAAGCAAUGGUCACAUCCAAUGAAACUGAUAUGGUAAACAAUGCUGAUGACAUAUCAGCCCAGUCUCUUCAAGGAAUUGUGAUGGAACAGGAAGAGCUGAGUGACUCAGAGGAGGAAGAAGAAAAUGUGGAGUUCGAAUGUGAGGAGAUGACCGAUUCAGAAGGAGAGGAAGAGAUUCUUCCGUCUGUGCAGAUGAAUGAUGAACAAAUUGAGGAGACAGGUAGAGCUGCUAGUGAUGAAGGGUCAGAUGAACAUGUACCACCAGUUACACAGGGCAUUCCGGAAGAAAAUUCUUGUAGCCCCUCUGAAGACACCAUCACAACAUGGCUAGGGCCUUGCUCCUCAUCUCUGAAUACAAAUUCAUUUCCCCCUGUUUCACGACGAGCAAAUCCCAAGGUUACCACCAGGCAAAAGAUGGCUGGUUCCAAACGAUCAGGGCUGAAUGCUGAAAUGGAGAAGCCUGCUUCAGGAAACGAGCAGGAAGAGUUUAGUUUGGGUGACUUUGUUUCCUCACUCAAAAACUCAAGAAAACGUACACGUAACUCGGGUUCUAAGACCAAUGUGGGACGGUCUGGGAAAGGAAUGAUGCCAAGUUUGAAUUCAGACAUGGGCAUAGAAAGCUCAAAGAAAGCAAAUGAAGUUGAAAUCAGUUGAUCCUAUGAAAAAGCUCUCUUCUCUACUGAGCUUACUCUUUGGUCAUAUGUUCAUUCUCAAUGCCACCAUGUUUUUUACACGACAUUGAGGAUAAAAUGUGCUCUCUCUCUCUCAGGUUAGCCUAGACAAAGCCAUGGUUUUUGCAGUGAAUGGCUGACACUCUCCUCCAGGGAGUUCAAGGCAGGUUUGAGGUAAGGACUUCAGAAGCAUGAGCAAAAGCUAUGGUCUUUUUCGUGAAUAUGCAGGCCUCAUAUGACCUGGGCCUGGGCCUGGCCCAACGGGACACAUUCCGUUCAUUUGUUGCCUGUUGAUUAGAUAUAAAAUGGUGGCAGCAAGACCUUAUGAAAACAGUGCACGAGAAAAACGAGCUUUUGUUUAACAAAAUCAAGAAAGGUCAUGUGAAUUGUUUUAGGGCAUUAAUUGAGAAUUGUAUGUAUCUUGUGUAUAAAAUGGAAAAAGAUCCUACUAUUUUUUUCUUUUAAAUUUGAGCAGCAGUGUUUAGUGCAUUAGGAGAGUACAUAUAUUAUGUCAUUUUUAUGUUGUACCAACUUUUUAAUGUCUGUUCCACCAUGUUUUAAAAAAUCACGCAUACCAAAUACACACCCACCUUAGAUUUAUAUAUGUGUGAGGAUUGUAUUGGAAAAAUAUAUAGGUGUAUUUGAU